CUUCUUUAUAUCAUUUUCCUCAUUUGUUAAAGCUACACGUUGACUGAACUCUUUCUUUGUCAAAAACCUACAAAUUUCACCUCUUUCUCUCGCCGGAAAACUGUUUUCCGAUCAUGUAUUCCACCGGCGUCCCUAUUCUACCCUCCUGAAUGUGUACUGGUAUUCAUGUCUCUAUAUAUCUGUAUCUAUUUAUUAACUUAGGGUUUUGUUUGUUAAGAAACCCUAAAUUGAGAUUGUUGUUGCUUGUAAAUCUGUAAUUGUUAUGUGCGUUUCUCGAUUAACCUCUGUUAGAUGAUAUAUUGAGAUCCGUAGCUUGAUUUAGCUCUUGCAUCUGGCUUAAUUUUAUUAUUUCGAAUCUAGGGUUUAGAAACGGCAGUUUGGUACUUGAAGGUGUUUAAUCUGUUGUUGUGACUUGUUGUGUUUUGAUAAAGUAUGAAGAGAUUGAAGUCUAGUGAUGAUUUGAACUCGUAUGGAGGGGAAAAAGGUGUGUUUAAGGAUUGGGGAAGAAAGGAUGAUGAUUCGGGUUUGCAUCAGUCGGGUUCUCAUAGAACUUUUCAUUACAAGUCUGAAAGUGGGAAGAAGGGGUUGUUGUCUUCGUCGUCUUCUCGGUAUGACCGUGUUGAGGAGGAUCGUAAGAGGUUGAUUCGGAAGAGGUCGGAUUAUGAUGCGGAUAGUUAUGAAAGGAGGAAGAGUUAUGACAGGUAUAGGGAUGGUAGUGAAAGAGGUGAAAGGGGGAUUUUGAGCUCGUCUCCUCGUGGUGGAUAUGGUAGUGAUAGAGAUAGGAUACAUAGAUCGGAAAGUUUUUCGGGGCCAAGGAGGGAUUUUCCGAAGGGGUUUAGAUCGGAGAGAGAUCGUUCGCGGAGAGAGGGCAGUGUUUCUUCGUGGCGGCGAUUUGGUGGUGGUAAAGAUGUGGAGGAAGGUACGAAGAGUGGCGGAGGUAAGGCUGCUUCGGAAGAAAUUGGUAAUGUGAGAUCCCCGCAGGGUGGGAGAGACGCGAAGUCACCGGCUUGGUCGAAGGACUCUGGAAGUGAGCAGUCGAAGAGUGUUGAAGUAAAAAAGAGUGAAAGUCUUCCUGCAAAGAGUGAAAACAACAGUGAACGAGAAGAAGGUGAGCUUGAACCGGAUCCCGAUCACGAUCCUCGUCCUGAACGUGCUUCUGUUGUUGAGGAAACAGCCGGUGAACCGCCUUCUAUGCCAAUGAAUACCAGCCAGGAGGUUCAAAAAGAAGUUCGUGUUGAUGAAAAAUGUUUGGAAGAUAGCAGUCAUAGCACAAAGGUAACGUCAAAAGAAGAGAUCAAGCCUGAACGAAAAAGUGUUGUUGAAAAGAAAGCUGAUGUUAAAGAACCAGAAACUCAUCAAAAGGUAACGGACACAGGUAAUCAGUCGUCUUCUUCUGGGGAUUCUUCAACCCGGAAAACGGUUGAAAACGGAGUUGCGGUUACAUUAUUGUCAGGUAAUGAAAAGAAGGAUGCUCAUAAAGAGAAAGCUAGCGAUUUUUCUGGAAGUAGUAAACCCUUGGAAGUAACUUCAAAACAAGAUAACGAUACAAACGAUGAAGUUAAGGGGGAGAAUUUUAAUACGGAUAUGCAACAAGAUAAUGAUACAAAUGAUGAAGUCAAAGGGGAGAAUUUCAAUAUGGAUAUGCAUGUACAGGUAACGGAAACUGCAGAACAACACGAGUCACGUGACACAUCUGGAGAUGUUAAUCAUUCUCUUGUGACAAAAGAACUGACCCAAAAUUUCAAAGACAAGGGCAAGAGCGUGAUUGUUUCAGCUUCCGAUGGCAAUGACGAAUCACAAGAUUUUAUGACCAGUAAAGAGAUCGACAUGGAAGGACCAAGCACACGGGGUUUCGAUUUGUUCUUCAUGGAUCCUGUUAAAAAGCAAGAAAGUUCCGACCAAAAAGGAGCCGCCAAACCGAAAGAUGAGAAUCUGUCGUUAGAACCGCUUGAACUGUCGCUUCGUUUACCAUCUGUUCUUCUUCCUAUUGGUUGCCAGAACCCGGUUCAAGGUCCAGAUUCUCCAAGUCAGGAAAUGAGCAUUCAGUCGCAUGCGAGCUCAUUCCAAACAAGUUCCGAUGGAUUCACGAGAUCGUUUUCUGGUUCUCAGCACUUCACUCACAACCCCAGCUGCUCACUAACAGAGAAUUCAUUCGAUUUUGAACAAUCUGUUAAAAGCCGUCCGUUGUUUCAAGGUGUGAACUGGCAGCAGCUCCAGUCGUCAGACGAUCAGAAGAACACAGAACCACCACCUGUUCUUCAAAGAAGCGUUUCAAACGGAAAUGUUAAUGUUUCAAAUGCUUCAAAUGUUCAAUCUUUACAAUUACAUAGUGCCAGAUCAGCAGAAGGAAGUUAUAAAGCACCUCUUGGAUUGGAACGACAGCUAAGCAGUAAUAAUAAUAACAACAAACAGCCAUCAGGGUCACACUCAAGGCAUAUGAACGAGAUAAGAUCCCCAACUCAAAGUGUCGGAUCUCAUGAUACCGGUUCGGAGUUCCAUAAAGAUAAAAGGCGCGUUAUGCGGGAAGUUGUUGGUACUAAUCCAGCCGAUUUGGUUGAGCCAAUUCUUACGAUGGUGGUUUCCGACCCAUUACACAUUGUGACCCGGAUAUUAAACGAAAUGAGUCCACCGUCUAUAGCAAGUUUAAAAGAUUUAGCCCGUGAUGUUAUUUUGAACCCGGGUAAACGAAGACAGUUUUCCACCUUUCGUAAAAUACUCGAAAGAAGGUCAGAUAUUACUUUAGAUACUCUAUCGAAAACCCAUAGUGUUGAAAUAGAGAUACUGGUGGCAUUAAAAACAGGUAUUCAAGAUUUUCUUCAAACAAAUGCUGAUAUAUCAUCUUCUGAUUUAGCCGAAAUAUAUCUAAACUUAAGAUGCAGAAACCUCGCGUGUCGGAGUUACUUACCUGUCGAUGAAUGCGAUUGCAAAGUUUGCGUGCAGAAAAAAGGUUUUUGCAGUGCUUGCAUGUGCUUAGUAUGUUCAAAGUUUGAUAUGGCUUCAAAUACAUGUAGUUGGGUAGGAUGUGAUGUAUGUUUGCAUUGGUGUCACACUGAUUGUGGUUUACGGGAAUCAUUUAUUAGAAAUGGUCGUAGUGCAACCGGGGCUUUAGGUCAAAGUCAAACUGAGAUGCAGUUUUUUUGUGUUGCGUGUGAUCACCCUUCUGAAAUGUUUGGUUUUGUGAGGGAGGUUUAUCAGAAUUUUGCUAAAGGAUGGAGUGCUGAAACUAUGGCUAACGAACUUGAAUAUGUUAGAAGAAUAUUUUCUGGCAGCGAGGAUAUUCGAGGAAAACGUCUUCAUGAGAUCUCACUUCAGUUGCUGACUAGACUCUCAAAUAAAUCCGAUCUUCAACAAGUUAGAAGUUAUAUAAUGAGUUUCCUCAAUGAUGAUGAUGCUUUCAAAUCCGACAACAUUCAAAUCUCACAAGAAAAAGAAUUACCGAAACAAAAUCAUGGAGAUAUUCCAAAAACUAGCCAAGAAGCUGCCAUGUGGAUGAAAUCCAUUUACGCAGACAGGUCGACACAGUUAAAAACCGCCAGCUCAGACAUGCAAUUACAACGGGCUGCUCCUUCAAUUCCGAGAGAACCGGUUUUCGAUGAGCUGGACGGCAUAGUCAGGAUCAAGCUGGCAGAGGCGCAAAUGUUUCAAAACCGUGCUGACGAUGCAAGAAGAGAAGCCGAAGGUCUAAACCGAAUCGCGCAAGCAAAAAGCAAGAAAAUUGAUGAAGAGUAUGGGACCCGCGUGAGGAAGUUGCAUUUAUCGGAAGCGGAGGAAAUGAGGAGACAGAAGUUGGAAGAAUUACAAGCAUUGGAAAAUGCUCAUCAGGAGUAUUUUAAUAUGAAAGUAAGGAUGGAAAGAGAGAUUAAAGAUCUGCUUAUGAAGAUGGAAGCCACUAAACGUAACUUCGGCUCGUCGUGAUUGCCAGGUAGAUUGUUAUUUUUCAAGAUUGCAAGUUUAGCGAUUAGCACACACUUGGUUUUCUUUUUCUUCUUUUUUUCUUUCUGGCAAUCGGUUUGUAGGUUUCUCUUUUUUUAUUGUGAAGGUAGGUUUAUCUUUCGAUUAUAACUAUGCUUUUAAAGACAGCCUGUACAGAGACUGCCCUUUUAUGUUAGAUAUUAUUAUUAUUAUUAUCAGUUAAUCAAACGAAAGUUGGUUCACUUUGAUUGUCAA
This is a messenger RNA of Helianthus annuus (common sunflower), 4167 nucleotides long. RefSeq names its product protein OBERON 4. The transcript has 2 exons. Bases 433 to 3915 code for a protein of 1160 amino acids. The record is from RefSeq and is a predicted model, not a curated record. Gene Ontology annotation, cellular component: nucleus. NCBI's taxonomy places the organism in Eukaryota, Viridiplantae, Streptophyta, Magnoliopsida, Asterales, Asteraceae.